Molecule: messenger RNA, 1755 nt
Organism: Xenopus laevis (African clawed frog)
Lineage: Eukaryota; Metazoa; Chordata; Amphibia; Anura; Pipidae
Gene: snip1.S
Product: Smad nuclear interacting protein 1 S homeolog
Biological process (GO): regulation of gene expression
Cellular component (GO): nucleus
Source: RefSeq, marked provisional
UGCUCGGAUUGAGUUUUGCGAAAAGGUAAUAUUGCCAGUAUGAAGGAGGAAGAUGAUAAACGACGGAAGCAGAGAGCGCACAGCCCAGAGCCAGUCACUAUCAAACAGGAGAGGAUAAGUCCCGUCAGGCAACACCGCACCCGGCGAACUCCGAGUCCUAGAAGCAGUGAUGGGGGAUCGCCUCACCGUCACCAGGGGCGCAGGCGUAGCAGAUCACCUUCACGGAAAAACAAACCAUCUUUCAAAAGAAGCAAAUCGCCCAAGAAUAAAAGACACAGAAGCGACAGUAGGAGUCCACCUCCCUUGGGGGUUAAAAUUAAGCAGGAGAAAGUAGAGCACUCUCAAAGGCCAUAUCGGGACAGACCACACAAAGACAGAGGACAGGAGGAUCACAGAAAAAAUAGAAACCGAGAUCAAACAGAUCAGGAUCGAUACAACCGCCCUCGCCCCAGAGACAGAGAGAGAAAUCGAGAGGAACAGAAUUUCAGAGAUCAGAGAGAAGAAAGGGAAUUCUACAAUGAUCAGAGGAGGGAAAGACGUCAGCGAGAUGAUCAAGCUGUGGAGGAACAAAAUGAAGAUGUGAAUAAUUCCACCGAGGAAGGAAGUUCAAACAAAGAAAAGCCCAAUUUUGAACUAUCUGGUGCCUUAUUGGAGGACACAAAUACAUUUAGAGGAGUUGUAAUUAAGUACAGUGAGCCUCAAGAAGCACGUAUUCCAAAGAAGCGAUGGCGUUUAUACCCAUUUAAAAAUGAUGAGGCCCUCCCUGUUAUGUACGUUCAUAGACAAAGUGCCUAUCUACUGGGCAGGCAAAGGCGCAUCGCUGACAUUCCUGUAGACCAUCCAUCUUGCUCCAAGCAACAUGCUGUUCUGCAGUAUCGGAUGGUUGAGUUCACCAGAGCAAACGGCACAAGUGGACGGCGAGUGAGACCUUACAUUAUUGAUCUUGGUUCUGGCAAUGGCACCUACCUAAAUAAUCAGCGCAUUGAACCACAAAGAUAUUAUGAAUUAAAAGAAAAAGAUGUUUUAAAAUUUGGAUUCAGCAGCAGAGAGUACGUCGUCUUACAUGAAACCUCCGACACAUCUGAAGUCGACAAAAAACAAGAUGAGGAUGAGGACGAGGAAGAUGAAGGGACAGACAGUUAGCAAAUAUAUAUAUACGUAUACGUAAUUUUGAUUUUGUUGGAUGUACUUUUAUUUUCAGCAAACAGAAAACGUAUUUACUAAAAUGCAACACCAGUGCUUGCUGUAGUACCAGUUCCUGUUGGAAAUUUUUUCAGUUCUUUAUUAUGAAUGGCAUAGUACAUCUUGUAAAAAAAGAAGCAAAACCAAAAAAAAGUGUACAUAAUCAAGUAUGUCUUACCUUUUUUUCAAAGACUGGAAGGGCACCCACUGUUUGUUUGUGAUUUAAUACAUGUAAUGAAAUUUGCAUGGAACUAGGUUUUUUUUUUUUUUAAAGACAAUGGCUUAACAAAAAGGAAGCCAUGUGAAUCCAAAAACAGUGCAUUUUUAUAAAGGCUGGGUGACAUGUAUAUUUUCUAAAAGACUAAAAACUGUUAAUACAAGUGUUUGCCUUGUAUUAUAAUUCAGCAACAAUGGCAAUUUAAAUGUAUUUUAUGUAUAUUUUUGUUCUUCUAAAUCAAAAAUAUUUCGCUGAUUCCUGUUCAAGUUUCACAAGCUGAAAAUUGUCAAUCAUGAAAACACCAACUCUAGCCUUUUAGUGCUAGAAGUAUCUAAAUUAAAGUUUUUUGUCCCUUA